Molecule: messenger RNA, 2079 nt
Organism: Gregarina niphandrodes
Lineage: Eukaryota; Apicomplexa; Conoidasida; Eugregarinorida; Gregarinidae
Exons: 1
Coding region: 1-2079 (692 amino acids)
Source: RefSeq, a predicted model, not a curated record
AUGUCAGGUGCUCCGGCUGGCGCCACGGCUCUUCGGGCAGCUUUGGAGGAGGGGCCGGUUGCACGCACUAUUCUGCGCUGUCUGGCGUGCCUAUCUACGGCGGUGGAAGGCAACGGCGUUGGAUUUUACGCGAAGCAGGUGGCCCGCCUAGAGAAGGGCACGAACGCCCCGUCCCAAUGGCCGGAAGCCCAUUACUCAGAACCAAAUUCAUCAGAACUCCAUGCGGCAGGGGACACCCAUCUGCUAAGGGAGUCCCGUGCGCCAGGGGAUGCUGAAAUCCUACAAGCCUUUCAAUGCGUUCCGGUAGCUCUUAGUACGUCUGGGGCGGGCAAUGACAGCAAUCCUGUGGUAUCUUCAAAACGGUCAGAGGAGCUGGCUAAAAAACCGCCCAAGGAGCGGACGAAUAUAGAACGAAAGGGGUAUAGCGACCAAGAGAUGAGCGACGACCAAGAGAUGAGCGACGACCAAGAGAUGAGCGACGACCAAGAGAUGAGCGACGACCAAGAAAUGAGCGACGACCAAAAGAUGAGCGACGACCAAGAAAUGAGCGAAAAGGUAACCGAAGAUGCGGACGAAGUCACCGCAAGUGGCUCUCAGUCCGGUGCUGAGGAAGUGAAACCAGAAGCCGACAUGGACGCAAUUGAAGAGAAGUCAGCGACCUCGGAACUUGCUCUAGGACCGGAUGAGGAUCAGGUGAGUGGUGACGGUCAAGAGAAAUGUGACUUAGACUCUUUGGUCUACACAUCAACUUCCAGUCCGGUGCUUGAUGAGACCUUCAGGGCUUGUCUUCAAGGGGACGACGGUCAUAUGGCCAGGCUGGAGUUAAUUACUGCUCUCCUGGAAAUGCAAUUCGUUAGAGACCGCCCGGAUGUUAGGGCGUGUUUAGUCGCCCUUCUCUGCUACGACCUCAGCUCGAGAUGGGCUCUCGCCGGUUGGUCUCUUAGGACCGGAGAAAAGUUAACUUGGCACGAGUGCCCGCUUUUAGAGGAUCUUAAUCCGACCGAUCCUGCGGACAUUAGAAAGGCCGGUAGCGAAGGCCUGACUGUCGUGCAGACCACACUAACUCCUAAACAAACUUGGACUGAACUGGACGCUGGGCUCAAGUGCUUAUGGAGUGCUGUUCAGGCCCAAGGCCGAAUUGACAGACAAUAUCCUGCUUGGAUUGCUGCAAAUCAUGUGAAAGCUCCCGACUAUUACACAGAACUAUGGCAAAUCAUAGCUAUAGUCAUAAUUCAAUAUCAUCUGGAUGAGCGCAAGCCUAGGUGCAAACAAGACAACAACAAAAAGCAAGACAAAAAGCAAGACAAAAAGCAAACCAAAAAGCAAGACAAAAAGAAUCGUGAGCUGCUGCCGGAAGAAGAAUCUGCCUAUGAGACUGCUGUCAAACUGGCCACUGUUUACUUGGACUACUACGAGUCUGCCCAGUGCCCGGAAAUAGCGCAUAUCUAUUAUCAUUGGUUAUUACCUGCUCAGAUGAUUGUUUGUUCUGAGUUAGGAAGAUGCGACCCGUCCGAAAAGUGCGCAAAAAUUGAUGACGCGCAUUCUGCACACGCGUGUGCGGCGCUGCUCAAGCACAGGUCGAAAUGUUUGCGGCUGCCGUUAACGGAGCGUGUUGAGUCAAUUUUGAGUAGUACACGUUAUCACCCGUUGACGUCGUUGUGUAGAGUAGCGACAGGUGUUGGCGACAAAGGGGGUCACGUGGGUAUAGUGACUUACCGCGGUAUAUUUGUUGAUAUAGAGGAUCCGGAUUUCUUUGGUAAAGCGAAACAAUUGGGAAUUAGUGGUCAAAACAAGCACAUCCACGAGGAGUUGAGAGGCCGCCGAGCGCUGAGACGGGAGCAUCGCGCGAUGGCUAAGGAAAUUAGCAAAGAAGCUAGCGUGGUUGAGAAGUUGGUGUUGCAAGACCAGCAGCGGCACCGCCAGAAACUCGCCCGUGAGAGAAAGCGGGUUGCGCGUGUCCUGGAGCAAGAUGAUACGGAAUUGCGAAAGAUGAAGACGUAUGGAGGUUCGAUGGACACUUCGGUUGCACCAUAUCGAGCUAAGAAGAAGCAGAAAAUUGCGAAGGGUGGAUCCCGAUAG